This is a messenger RNA of Lecanosticta acicola, 2157 nucleotides long. The record is from the annotation of a GenBank genome assembly. Lineage: Eukaryota; Fungi; Ascomycota; Dothideomycetes; Mycosphaerellales; Mycosphaerellaceae.
AUGCCCGACAAAAGGGUGAACGUACUCAUCUACUCUGGCCCUGGAGCCUCUUUGUCAUCUGUGAGACAUGCAACUUGGUCGUUACGACGUCUUCUAGGCCCACACUACUCCAUACAAACAGUGUCGUCCGACCAGAUUCUCAAAGAGCCCUGGCCGACGACAUGCGCUCUGCUUGUCCUUCCGGGUGGUGCAGAUAUGGGAUAUUGUCGCAUGCUGAACGGCCACGGCAACCGGCGGAUCAAGCAAUAUGUGCAGAUGGGAGGCAGGUACCUUGGCUUAUGUGCUGGUGGCUACUACGGCAGCGGACGAUGCGAAUUCGAAAUCGGUAAAAAGCCGAUGGAAGUGGCUGGAGAUCGCGAGCUGGCUUUCUUUCCCGGAGUCUGUAGAGGGUUGGCCUUUGAGGGUUUCGUAUACCAGAGCGAAGCCGGAGCCAGGGCAGUUGACCUGAAGGUUCAGAAAGAGGCAUUUCAAGGAACGAGUACAGAGCAUUGCAAAUCCUACUACAACGGAGGCGGUGCCUUUGUGGAUGCCGAAUCCUUCCGGGAACGAGGUGUCGAGAUCCUGGCUACUUUCCACGACGAACUUAGUAUUGACGCUGGCAAAGCAAAGGCGGCCGUGGUGUACUGCAAAGUUGGCGAAGGCGCCGCGGUAUUGACUGGUCCUCAUCCCGAGUAAGCAUUGCCCUUCGGUAUCUCAUUGCGGAUACUGACAUGCUGUAGAUUCGCCGGCAUCAAUCUCAAUCGCAACGAACCGUCGAACCCCAAAUAUGGCGAUCUUGUCGAUACGUUAAUUGCAAACGACAAACAACGUACAGACUUCAUGAAAGGCUGUCUGAUCAAGCUUGGCUUGGAAGUGAGCCAAGAGGCUCAAGCGGUACCGUCUCUCUCUCGAUUGCAUCUCUCGUGCACCCAACCUUCACAGGUCGCGGAAUUGCAGCAGCGUUGGCGAGAGGCAGGCAUCAUCACAUCGGAUGGUGGCGAGGACCUCAUCAAGGGCGAGCAAGACACCUUCAAGGUAGAAAAUGUCGAUUUCCUGAGUCUGAACAGCCUCAAAGGCGCCGUCAACGACGUCCUGCCCGAACCUGUAAAAGAUGCUGCCGCUUCCGUUGCCAAUGCGAUUACUUCCGCGACCAAGUCAGAUUCAACUUCAAAGGAUCCGCAGGCUGAUUCAAGUCCUGACAGAAUCCUCGACUAUGAUGCUCUCACGAAGCGUCUAUGUCUCCACCCUUCCUCUCUGCCAGAGCCGAAGGACACACCUUACUUCAACCACCACGCAUUCUACUCCAACCUGCAACACUACAAUGCGAAACAACCUGGCAUCGUCGGCGACUACGGUAGAGUCCUUCUCUAUGGCGAAGUCGUCACAAGCACACAAUCUAUUCUCGACAAGAAUCCAACAUGGCUCUUGCAUCUCCCUAUCGGCACGACAGCUACCGCAACAACACAGGUUUCUGGUAGAGGCAGAGGCACCAAUGUCUGGGUCUCUCCGCCUGGCAGCCUCAUGUUCAGCACGGUCUUGAAACACAGUCUGUCUCUUUCUGCGUCUGCCCCCGUCAUCUUCGUCCAAUACCUCGCAGCCCUCGCCAUCGUUGCCGGAAUCCAAAAUUACGAUCGAAACUACGAAAAACUCCCAGUGAAGCUCAAAUGGCCCAACGACAUUUACGCUCUCGAUCCCAGCAAAGAUCCCAAAGAAAGCUCCUACGUCAAGAUCGGCGGAAUCCUCGUCAACAGCUCCUAUUCCGGCGGUGACUACACCUUGAUAGUAGGCAUUGGUCUUAACGUCGCCAACGCAGCGCCUACGACAUCCCUCACACAGCUUGCGGCGAAGUUAAAACUCCCGCCGCUGACGCUGGAGAAAUUACUCGCAAGCAUUCUCUCGCAGUUCGAAGCACUUUAUGCACGGUUCUGCGUGACAGGCUUCGACCAGCGUCUCGAAAAGCAGUACUACGCCUCAUGGCUGCACAGCGACCAAGUCGUCACCCUCGAGGCAGAAGGAGGAGCCAAAGCAAGGAUUAAAGGCAUCACCACAGAUUGGGGCUUGCUGAUCGCCGAAGAAUUGAGAGACGAUGGCAAGACGCCAACAGGCAGAAAGUGGGAAUUGCAGAGCGACAGCAACAGUUUUGACUUCUUGAGAGGACUAGUAAGGCGGAAAGUGUAA